AUGGCUAUGAAAGGGAUGAAAUUUUGCACUGUGUGCUGCGUAAUCCUCUGGGUUAUCACUACAGUCUCUGCCGGGCGAGAUUUUUACAAGAUCCUAGGAGUGAGCAAGAGUGCAUCAGUUAGGGACAUCAAGAAAGCCUACAGGAAGCUAGCCCUUCAGUUACACCCCGACAGGAACCAAGACGACCCCAAAGCUCAGGAUAAAUUCGCCGACCUGGGUGCAGCCUAUGAAGUCCUGUCAGAUGACGAGAAACGCAAACAAUAUGAUGCUUACGGAGAAGAUGGACUGAAAGAAGGCCACCACAGUUCUCACAAUGAUAUCUUCUCCAGUUUCUUCGGCGACUUUGGUUUCAUGUUCGGAGGCAAUCGACAGCAGCAGGACCGAAACAUCCCCAGAGGAAAUGAUAUUGUUCUUGACUUGGAGGUCACACUUGAAGAAGUAUACUCCGGGAAUUUUGUUGAGGUAGUGCGAAAUAAACCAGUAGCCAAAGAGGCACCCGGAAAAAGGAAGUGCAACUGUCGACCAGAGAUGAGAACGACGCAGCUCGGCCCGGGCCGAUUCCAGAUGACCCAAGAGAUGGUGUGUGAUGAAUGUCCCAACGUCAAGCUGGUGAACGAAGAGAGAACACUGGAGGUGGAAAUUGAACAAGGGGUGAGAGAUGAGAUGGAGUACCCAUUUAUUGGGGAAGGGGAGCCUCACAUUGAUGGAGAACCCGGAGAUCUGCGCUUCCGCAUCAAAGUGUUAAAGCAUGCCGUGUUUGAGCGUAGAGGAGAUGAUCUGUACACCAAUGUCACCAUCUCCCUCGUGGAGGCGCUAGUAGGCUUUGAAAUGGACAUUGUUCAUUUGGAUGGUCACAAGGUGCACAUUAUUCGGGACAAAAUAACCAAGCCUGGGGCCAGGAUGUGGAAGAAAGGCGAGGGCCUGCCCAACUUCGAAAACAUCAACAAUCACGGGUCGCUUAUCAUCACCUUUGACGUGGAGUUCCCUCAAACACAGUUGGAUGAAAAUCAGAAAUCUGGUGUUCGUAACCUGUUGAAGCAAGGCUCCAUACAGAAGGUGUACAAUGGACUACAAGGCUACUAG
Molecule: messenger RNA, 1083 nt
Organism: Nerophis lumbriciformis (worm pipefish)
Lineage: Eukaryota; Metazoa; Chordata; Actinopteri; Syngnathiformes; Syngnathidae
Source: RefSeq, a predicted model, not a curated record